ACGUUGAGGGUCAAAGAAAAAGCAGAGAGCAUGAUUAUUCUCAUGCUCGAUAUAUUAACCAGACAGACCAACCCCAGCAAGGUGCUUGUGUUAUCCCACAAACAGCCGGCAAAGAGCCCAAAUUAAAAAUUAAAGCGUACAAUACGCUUCUGGAAAACCGCUUCUGAAUCCCACUCACCAGUAUUUUCUGAACAUACUUCAGGAGGAAAUGAAAUGCAAAAUCCUUACCUGCCAUGGAAACUAUUUUUGAGUUAUUCCAAUCUCCAAAUAGAUAAAAUGGAAUAUAGCCACCCCAACCUGAUCACCUGCUUGUCACGUAUCUUUCUGUUUUAAAAUAUCCAUGCACGUUAAUAUAUUGUUAACCGUUCAUCGAUUCCACCAAGGGUAAUUUCAUGUUCAUGGGCAAAUAAUACUGGACAGUGGACACCCUCUAAGUAAUAAUUCAUUCUCCUUUUCCUCCUCUGAAUUUCAGAAGAACUAAAUGCAUCUGGGUGGUUGUUCAGGUCAACUCUUGUUUAUUUACUAGUUUUGCAGACAUUUUAGUGGUCUGCUAAACAGGAGGUCAAGUAACUCUUUUUAUUUGAAGAUAUCAAUAGAUUUGGAGGUGAAUGAAUUGACUUCAAAAAAAAUCAGACACUAUGCGUUUUCUUGUAGCAUCCCUUGGGCUACUAGUAGUAGCACAAAGAAUUCUGAAUGAAAUUUAUAAGAAGUCUACGCAACAUGAUAAGUUGAUGCCACGUAUAGAGCUGACAAAAGGUGGCCAUGUCAAGAAGCUUGAGCGGUUUGGGGAAUAUGUAGUUCGGCAACUUGGUAUUAUGACACCUGAUGGUGAUUCUCGCCUUUCCAAACUUGCUGAAGAGUAUUUGAGGGGAGAUAAAAGCAAUUCUGAUGGGAGUCCAGAAAGCAUCUGUCUAUAUCUUUCUGAUAUGUACCCUGAAGGCGAAAUUGAAUCUCUCUAUAAAUUGAUAAUAGAUGAGAUAGAUAGCUGCAUACUAAGUUACUUUGCAUUUCAAUGGGAUCACUCUAUGUUUAUGAUUAAUCAGGUUCUACAGAAUAAAUCUCAGAGGAAAAAGCUUCAAUCUGCUGUGUUUAAUGCUACCAGGAAACAACGUGUUGGACGGGUUAUAAAGGAUCUCAAGACAAAAAAUGUAUUUUCUACUCUAUUGCAGCAGUUUAAAGCUAUUGGCCACCAUGCCAAUCUUCAUAGUGAGACGAAUGUAGUUGUGCCAGUGAAUGCAAAUGAUAGAAGCCCUGUGCUGCUUCUAAUUGGGGGCGGGAUGGGAGUUGGAAAGAGUACGGCGGUCAAAGAUAUAAUGAAAAGCUGCUUCUGGGCAAAUGCAGCCAAAAAUGCUGUGGUAGUGGAAGCAGAUGCUUUCAAGGAAACAGAUGUUGUAUACCAGGCCUUGAAUUCGAGUGGGCGUCAUGAUUACUUGGAAACAUCAGAACUGGUGCAUCAAACAUCACUCGAUGCCGCAGAGUCUCUCCUUGUCACCGCCUUGAAUGAGGGUCGUGAUGUAAUAUUUGAUGGCACGAUGUCCUGGGAACCAUUUGUUAUACAGACAAUUUCCAUGGCUCGAGAUGUCCAUCGUAGACAAUAUCGGAGGGGUCCAGGCUAUCAGAUAGCAGAGGAUGGUUCUGUACAAGAAAACUAUUGGGAACCAGUUGAGGAUGCUGAUCCUCCCAAUGUUUUGAAAGCCCAUGAAAGCAUAUUGAGUAAUGGAACCUCAGACACGGAAGCAAUUAGAAAGCCACUUACAAAUGUGAGGAAACCAUACAGAAUAGAGCUUGUUGGAGUCAUCUGUGAUGCACAUCUUGCAGUAGUUCGUGGAGUGAGGAGAGCCAUAAUGACAAAACGAGCUGUGAGGGUUAAAGAGCAAUUGAAAUCAAUCAAAAGAUUUGCUACUGCUCUUCCCAAUUAUUAUGACUUGGUUGAUCAAGUAAAAAUAUAUAGUACAAAUGACAUUGGAGGGCCAGCACAGAUAAUAGGAUGGAAAGAGGGGAGCAGUAAAAUGCUUGUUGAUCCUGAAAGCAUCAAAGCUGUGACUAAGUUAGCCUCUUUGAAUGAGAAUGCAAGAUCCGUGUAUGAAUUGUACGGUUCAGUGAAUGGCAGAGUUGAGCUAGACAAUGCUAUGAAAGAAGUAUUAUCUCCUGAAAGAGCCUUGCGUCAGAAGCAGUUGCUGAGUAAAAUUCAAUCUAUUGAAACUCAUUUGCUCCAUAGAAAUUCAGGUAGCAUCACCUCCAGCCACUCUGCAUCCUCUGUUUCAUGCUCUGACUACAGCCGACAGUCUUCACUCGACUCUUCAGAUUCUAGUUGGCAUGCAUCUGAUCACAGUCCAGAGAACAAUAAAGAGAGUGUCGAUCAAGAUUCUUCCUGACCCAGAUGCUUUCUGACCUAACUUAUGGAAGCCGCAGAUUUGCUUUCCAUUUGAACAUUGCAGACAGUUUUGUUAUCACAACCGAUUCUAUGUCAAGUGAAUAAUCGUGGAUAUAUUGUCUCAAUUUCUUGAAAAUAAUGGAUGGAGCUGCAACAACACACAAAAGUAAAGUGUCAUUCCCAUGGAGUUUUCACAUUUGAAUACUAAUGGUCUAAAGAAUCAGAUUAUAAUUUCAAUAAAAUUUCAUCAAGUAUAUUAUAA
Cryptomeria japonica (Japanese cedar) is the source of this 2636-nucleotide messenger RNA. Its product is annotated as calmodulin calcium-dependent NAD kinase. Bases 639 to 2375 code for a protein of 578 amino acids. The record is from RefSeq and is a predicted model, not a curated record. The transcript has 9 exons. Gene Ontology annotation, molecular function: kinase activity; ATP binding. NCBI's taxonomy places the organism in Eukaryota, Viridiplantae, Streptophyta, Pinopsida, Cupressales, Cupressaceae.